GCGCGAGUCUCAUCAACUUCAAAUCCGGGCAUCGCGAAAAAAAGCCAGCUUUCACAACCACACAUCAAGCGCCGUCUAAUACCUUCUCCAACCCACAACCGCCAAAAUGCCACCACGGCACCAAACCCUGCCCCCCGCGCAGACCUCAUCGGCACGCGAAGCCCUCCAAUCCUUCUACUGCCAGCUCUGCCAGAAGGGGUACUCGCGCAUGAACGACUACGAGGCGCACCUCAGCAGCUACGACCACAGCCACAAGCAGCGGCUCAAGGACAUGAAGGCCAUGGUGCGCGACCCGGCCGCGACGGCGCGCGCGCGCCGCCAGGAGCAGAAGGCCGAGGGCGUCAUCAGCAUCAAACUCGGGGAGGCGGCCGCCGCUGGAGGGGGUGGGAUUGGUGGUGGUGGUGGUGGAGGUGCGGGUGGUGCGGCGGCUGGUGGUGGGGGGUUUAAGAAGGGUGGGUUUAAGAAGACGGGGUUUAAAUCUGCCUUUGCGCCUGUCGGUGGUGCGGUGGCUGCGCCGAAGGAGGAUGCGGGGUUGGGGAAGAAAGAGGAGGAGCCGAAGAUGGGUUUGGCGGCGGCGGCGAAGAGCGAGCUUGUGGAGAGCGACACGGAGGAUGAGGGGUACGAGGUGUACGAUCCGCAGAGGCCGACCGACUGAGCGGGGAACAAGGACUAUCGGGUCGAGGCGCGGUUGGGAUCAUCACGACGACAACAUCGGCCCUCAGUUUCGAUUUCGGUUACGGGCGGAACGAGGCCCAUCAUCCACUGCCUAGCGGUGGUAAGAGGAGUAUUAUUGGGGUCUUCCAAAAACCACAUUCAAAAACACACUUUCGACCCCCCUACGCCAGACAAACGCCAACGCUGACAAGAUCAUGAUCAUACAUCUUUCCCAAUACAGGUACAGCCAGCGUACCCGCCUACUGUCCACCCAUCGACGGCCACAAGCGCGGCUCAAACUCAGAGAGGUCCUCCUC
This is a messenger RNA of Chaetomium fimeti, 971 nucleotides long. RefSeq lists its product as uncharacterized. The coding region runs from base 107 to 655 and encodes 182 amino acids. The record is from RefSeq and is a predicted model, not a curated record. Gene Ontology annotation, molecular function: zinc ion binding; nucleic acid binding. The transcript has 2 exons. Lineage: Eukaryota; Fungi; Ascomycota; Sordariomycetes; Sordariales; Chaetomiaceae.